AUGCGUUGUAUUGAUAAAAUGUUGGAAAUGGCGUUGGAAGUGGUUUUGCGGUGGAUGUCGAAUAAAGUGGAGAUAAGACGAGGGAGAGGCGGUGGAGGGGUCGCAGGGGCGGUUCAAUGGUUGGCUGAGCUCUUACUGACGGUGAAUAGGAACGGGUUUAUUUUGGUGGCGACGGUUUUGGUGUUAGCUGAAUUAUUGGUGUGUAAUUUGGUGAUUUGGAGAGUGAAGUAUACAGAAAUAGAUUGGUCGACUUACAUGCAGCAGGUGGAGUGUUUUACGAAGCGGGGAAUCAGAAAUUAUUCGGAGAUUGGGGGUGAUACGGGGCCGGUGGUAUACCCAGCAGGUCAUUUGAUAGUGUAUGGUGUGCUGAGUACGGUGACUGAGGGUGGUAAGAAUAUCAGAUUGGGACAGUAUAUAUUCGAGGGAUUGUAUGUGGUGACGUUGGUUUUGGUGUUUAGGAUUUAUUACAGAAGUGGGAGGAUACCUCCGUUUGUAUUGCUGUUAUUGUGUUGUAUAUCGUAUCGAAUUCACUCGAUAUUUAUUCUGCGAUUGUUUAAUGACCCGGUGGCGAUGUUGUUGUUUUAUAUGGCAUUGAACAUGUGGAUCGAUGGGAGGUGGGUAUUGGGCUGUAUUUUGUACAGGUGA
Messenger RNA from Anisakis simplex (herring worm), 645 nucleotides. NCBI's taxonomy places the organism in Eukaryota, Metazoa, Nematoda, Chromadorea, Rhabditida, Anisakidae. The record is from the annotation of a GenBank genome assembly.